AUGGUUGGGUUUGCCCGCUUGUUGUUGAGUAUCCUUCCCAUUGGACUAGUUGUUACCUAUGGCUAUGAACAUCGAAUGUCGACACUGCCUGCCUUCAAUACCAUGCUCCUCAAGGUUCCGAAGCAUGGGAUACAACGAUCCUCGUUUGUGGAUAGGCAGCGUCUGAGGCCCCUGCCCUCGGUGCUUUCCGAGAGGGUCCUUGAGCGUCAUCGAGUGGAGGGAAUAAAGAGGAUACGAUGCGUCAUGAAUGGAGCGAGUGCUAAUGCCUUCGAAGAGGCACGGCAGGCGGUGCUUAGCAAUGGCUGCCGCCUGCUCAACGCCGCUCGUUCAGCGCUGGGGAUCAAACCUGAAGAGAAGGAGGAGGAUCAGCUAAAGAGUCAAGCAGAGACAAGGGAGCAGGUUGAAACGUUCUUGAGGCAGGUUGAAGACGAAGUUCGAGGGUGGGUGAAGCAGAUGCAGGGAAUGGAGGAGCACAACAUUGCGGAGCUGCGCAGUAGCCUUGACGCCCUUUACGAGGUCCUGAGCCUGGGCAGCGCAUUGCAAUGGACGAAACCUGCAAGCCCGAUGGAGAGACGGGGAACUUGGAGGGCGUUGAGGAAGAAAACAGACCCUUCCACGAAGAACCUGCUCUUUGCUAUCGAGAGGUUGAGGAGGAGGUACGACAAGGGUGUGCGGCGGUUGACCAGUGUGGCGGUCCCGCUGACAGAGGAAGAGAUCAAAGACGGUUUUGAGAAGGCGCUGGGAAAGAAGGCGAUCAAGGACAUCGAAGACAACCUGAUGUUUGUGAGCGAUACUAUGAAGCCUCUGACGUCAGAGGAGGUAGACGCAAGGCUUAUGGACUUGGACGAGAAGUGGAAGUACGGCAUGCAUGAAGCCGAGGAGCAGCUGCGCGCAGGGAUCGAGCGUGUGAGGUAUCACAUAUCUCGGAAGACAAAGAGGCGGGAGGUUGAGAAGGGAGCCGCCGCCAUACACGUGCGCGAUGGCACGAUGUAUGCGUCGGCACUGGGAGGGAUCGUAGAGGUUCCUAUCCUGGAGAACAUGGGUGUGCAGGCCUUCAUCGAUGAUAAGGACGAGAAUCACAUCUUCAUGGGCAUACAAGGAGAGGCGGAGGAGAGUCAGCACGUGGCAACACUAGGAAGUAUUCCAGCAAGCGCUACCAGGUGGUUGUCUUGCGCGAGGCAGAAGCUGUGGUGGAUGUCUCCCGACGUGGGAGACAGGAGCAUGCCGGUCCCUGCUGAGACACAGUUCCUGCUCCUCGAGCUGGGCCUUGGGAUGUACGCGGUGAUGCUGCCGAUGGUUGGCAACUCGUUCCGUUCGUCCAUCUGGGGGACGGAGGGGAGCACGCUGCAAGUGAGGAUAGAGAGUGGGGACCCAGACGUGCGAACCAAGAUCUGCCCGACCUCCGUCCUUGUCGCAGCUGGAACAGACCCGUUCCUCCUGCUCGAACGAGCCUUCGCUGCUGCAGCGGAUCGGCUGGGAACGUUUCGAAUUCGCAAGGAGAAGACUACUCCAUCUACACUGGACGUGUUUGGAUGGUGCACGUGGGAUGCGUUCUACAGCCAAGUAGAGCCCGAAGGCGUGAAGCACGGGCUGCGGGAGCUUGCCAAGGGAGGGACGCCGUCAAGGCUCUUGAUCCUCGAUGACGGCUGGCAGAGCACAGACAACGAUGAGGGGUACAGGAUCGCCGAAGGCGACGCUAGGGAGGAUGUUUCUGCAGCCGAGUUGGCCGGCGGAGGAGUGAUUGAGGGAGAGGACUGGGCCUCCCAACAGCUUACAUCCUUCAAGGACAUUCCUGCCCGACUGCUCACCUGGUGGUACACGUCGGUCGUCGAGAAGUCACCUUACAACUCGAUGCCGGUCAAGAUCUGGAAGUGGCUGACGUUCAACGUCAUCCGCAACGAUCUGCUCAAGUAUUUUGCGGAGGCGACCGACUGGUCCAAGAGGCUGACGAGCAUCAACCCCAACUCCAAGUUCGUGCAGCUGGGGCAUCUGGUCCGCGAGCUCAAGAGCGACUUCGGACUUCAGUACACCUUUUGCUGGCAUGCCCUCACUGGCUACUGGCUAGGCGUCGACCCUAACGCCCCCGGCAUGGAGAGGUUUCAGCCCACCAUCCAGUACCCCUGCAUUGACCCGCACUUUGACUACACCCCUGGCAUGCUCAGUACCGAGCCGACCAUGGCCUGGAAUCCUUCGUCCUUCGUAGGUGUCGGCAUCGUACCGCCCAUGCACAUCCGCGACUUCUACGGGGAGCUGCAUAAGAGCUUGCAUGACGCCGGAGUGGACGGGGUCAAGUGCGACGCUCAGGCCGCCAUCACCAUGCUGGGAGCCGGGUACGGGGGAGGCCCGAAGAUCACUCGAGCCUACGUGCAUGCGAUGGAGCAGAGCGUGAAGGAGCAUCUGUCCGGAAACUGCAUCAACUGCAUGUGUCACCCGACGGAGAACCUCUACUCCUUCAAGGACACGGCGAUCGCCCGCGCCUCGGACGACUUCUAUCCCCGUGAACCAGCCUCACACACUGUCCACGUCUACAACGUGGUCUACAACACUCUCUUCCUUGGAGAGAUCGUACACCCGGACUGGGACAUGUUCCAGAGUGAACAUCCCGCUGCUGAGCUGCACGCGGCCGCGCGAUCGGUCGGAGGAUGCGCCGUGUACACUUCCGAUCGCCCGACCGUCCACAACUUCGACCUCCUCCGGCAGCUGGUCCUGCCUGACGGCAGCGUCCUGCGUGCUCAGCUACCUGGGCGCCCAACACGCGACUGCCUCUUCACCGACGUGUGCAAGGACGGGGUGUCAGCGCUGAAAGUCUGGAACCACAACCAGGUCGGGGGAGUGCUGGGCAUCUUCAACCUGCAGGGGGCGUACUGGGACAGGACAGUCCGGAACUUCGUCAUGCCGGAUCAUCGGCCUCCCGACGUGGUUGCGCAUGUCAGCCCACAGGAUGUCGAGAGGCUCCCGUCGGAGGUGGGAAGGUACGCUGUGUGGAGCCACAAGCGAGAGAAGCUCUUCCUGAUGGACUACAAAUCCAAGAUGGAUAUCAAGUUGAAGCCUCAGGAGUCGGACGUCCUUACCGUCGCUCCGAUCCAGAAGCUGCAAGGGGUGAAGGACGACAAGGGGGAUGAUGCUCUCUGGGCUCCAGUGGGGCUCAAGAAGAUGUUCAACGGAGGAGGCGCGUUGCUUUCUCAUAGGGUUUGUGGUAGGGAAGACCACCCUAUCUUGCAGGACUUUCUCAACAGCGUGAUUGAUCCUGCUGCGAUGAGCGGGGGCAUGUGGAAUGUGAACCGACGGUGGAAGCUCGCCUCAGCUCCCUUCAGCUCCAAGUUCCAGUCCAACAUCGAGGUGGACGACGAGGUCGAGAGGUUCGUCGCUGACCCGGACGAGGAAUGGCUGUGGCACCUGAACCAGCUCACCGCGUCGCCUCUUCCAUCCUUGUCAGAGAAGGAGAACACGAUGCGAGCUCAUCUCACGGUCAAGGGCCAGGGUUCUCUCCUCUUCUACUCCUCCGCCAGGCCCAGGAAACUCUGCGCGAAGCCCCUGCAGGCGAGCAGCGCGGCCUGCGAGGCCAGUGCGGAAGGGAAGAAGCCGCUGGCGACGGUGUCAGAGAUCGCGGGGAUACGGGGGGAUCGCGCGUGGGAGGAGUGGGACUUUGAAUACAAGGAUGGCGAGCUGACGGUGGAGCUGCCGGAGAUGUCAUCGGAGUUCGGCAGUGGAAGAUGGGAGCUCUGCUUCCUCUGGGAGAAAUCUUGAGCCGUACGUUAAAUCUGGGGAGCAAAAUGCUGCGAAAAGUGGCCCCGUUGUUGGCCGCUUGCUCGUCAUAGAGCAGUUUUCAUGCAGGACUGGCGACGAGGGUCUGAUGUAAGAUGAGAGGUUGUUUUUCCUUGUGUUUUUAGUUGCUGUGAGUUAUUCUUUCAAUGUCAAGUGGCUUUUUUCGCUGUCACGCCAUGAUUAAUUUAACGUGAAAUGAUAGAAAUCGAUG
This is a messenger RNA of Guillardia theta CCMP2712, 3976 nucleotides long. RefSeq lists its product as hypothetical. Lineage: Eukaryota; Cryptophyceae; Pyrenomonadales; Geminigeraceae. The record is from RefSeq and is a predicted model, not a curated record. The transcript is spliced from 7 exons. Bases 1 to 3747 code for a protein of 1248 amino acids.